UGUAUUUUUAGCCAACCAAGCAAUAUAGCAGAUUCUAUAGUAUGGGCUCAUAAAAAAAGGCUUGAAAUGAGAGGAGAAGGAGAAAGUUCUACUAUUGAAGUAAAGAACAAGCCUAAGCUACAAUCCAACCCUCUCAAAAACUUCCAACUUCCUGGAGAAGUAAUAUCUGAUAAAGUUCUAAAAGCAAGACAAGGACUCUUGUUGUUAAAAUCAAAACUUAACCGCCAGACAACAUUCAGCACAGAUUUUAAAGCUCCUAAAAGAGGGACUCGACCUGAAGUCAAUACAAAUAUCUUCAAACCAAGCCUAAAACAGCCAAAUUAUCGUAAAACUUUCCAGCCAAAAUUCGAAGAUGAUAAAUUUAAUACUCCAUCAGCUUCUUCUAAGCCAGAAACUCAGGCUGCUCAUCGAGUAGACCAAUUGCCUACAGCAAUUGAAUUACCUCCAAGUUUGCCUGUUGCUCCAAAGCAUGAGGAGACUAAGAUGGAAGCUCAAGAAAAUCCUUCGAAAUUUCCUACUGCAAGGAAGCCUCAGCCUCGAGAAAGAAGAGCUGCUCCAAAGCCGAAAGUUGAGGAAUUUACAAAGCCUCCUCCAGUUGCUCAUAACUCUGAAGGGACUUUGAUCAUGCCAGUCACAGAGACCUUCGAGAAGUCAGCUUCUCAAGUUUCCAAGCCUCUUGGAAACUUCAAAGUUAAGGAAGCUUCAAUGGUACAGAUGCCUACAGAGAGUUUUGUAGUUAAUUCAACACAGAAUAAACCUCCUGCUGAGAUGCCUAGAAAUGCUCAGAGUCCGGAAGGCUCUAACUUUAGUGGAGGAUCUCCGACUUUACCCCCUGAACAAGCUUCUGAGGAUGUACCUCUCUCUUCCUGCCACUUAUGAGGCAGAACUUUUAAUGAAAAAGCGCUGGGGAUUCAUUUAAAGAGUUGUAAGGGAAAGACCAAACCAAAAACAAAAGUACCUAAGACUGUUCCUAAAAAGAAAGCUGUUAACUCGAACAAAUGGAGGUCUGAGAGUGAACAAUUUAGAGCAGUAAUGAAAGCAGCCAGAACUGGAAAACCAAUGGAAGUCCAGAUUGUUGAUGAUGGACUAGUUCCUUGUCCACAUUGAAAAAGAACCUUUAAUGAGCAUGCAGCGAAGAGGCAUAUCGAAGAUUGAGGUACAAGAGCGAAAUUUAUGGCCAAUAGGAAUAAGAAAAGAAGAUAA
Moneuplotes crassus is the source of this 1203-nucleotide messenger RNA. NCBI's taxonomy places the organism in Eukaryota, Ciliophora, Spirotrichea, Euplotida, Euplotidae. The record is from the annotation of a GenBank genome assembly.